Messenger RNA from Cyclocybe aegerita, 894 nucleotides. NCBI's taxonomy places the organism in Eukaryota, Fungi, Basidiomycota, Agaricomycetes, Agaricales, Hemipholiotaceae. The record is from the annotation of a GenBank genome assembly.
AUGGCGGAUGUUGGAGAUAAGAUAAGAUUGAUGACCUCCUUGCUCUCUUCAGGUGUUGAAGUCGUUCGUCAUCAUCUCCCUCUUUCACCACGUUGGCAUACAAUGUCGACGAAGAACACCUGGGACGUGAGCUUUCUACAAGGACAAUCGGGCUUUAACGCCGCUAAACACGCCUUAAUAAUUCUGAACCAACCAUUUUUGCGGCCACUCUUAGAUCGACUCUGGGCUUCGACAGAAUGGCAUUGUUGCGCCGACGGAGGGGCCAACCGUCUCCACGAUAGCUUUCUGGACCCUAAAGAGCGCCUAAGAUACAUUCCAGACCUGAUCAAAGGCGACUUGGACUCGAUAAGGCCAGAGGUGCGGAGGUUCUACGAAUCCCUUGGUGUACCAGUGGUAGAGGACGAUGAUCAGGACUCGACGGAUUUAAUGAAAUGUGUCGUCGCGCUAGAGGAGAAGGAGUACCGGGAAGAGGUUUCGCAGUACCAUGUCGUUCUUCUGGGAGGUUUAUCGGGCCGUUUAGACCAGACGAUCCACACACUUUCCUAUUUACACAAGCUUCGCAAGAGACGCGACCGUGUGUUCGCCGUAACGGACGACAAUGUCGGCUGGGUCCUGGAUUCUGGUGAACAUGACAUUCAAAUCGACCACAAUAUUCUCGGGAAAACUUGUGGACUUCUACCUGUCGGCAUAGAAUCUACGAUCCUCUCGACUUCUGGGCUUCGAUGGAACCUGACUGAUCAUCCAUCGUCUUUUGACGGCAUGGUGUCGACUUCGAACCACCUGGUCCCGGAGGAGCAAGUGGUCUGGAUAAAGACUUCAAAGCCAAUUUGGUGGACAGUAGAGUUGAAACAUAUCGACAAUACAACUCUCUUGCGCAAUGGAAUUUGUCGGUGA